This is a messenger RNA of Salvelinus namaycush (lake trout), 1030 nucleotides long. RefSeq names its product protein cornichon homolog 2-like. Gene Ontology annotation, cellular component: synapse; dendrite. The transcript is spliced from 7 exons. Gene Ontology annotation, biological process: regulation of AMPA receptor activity; vesicle-mediated transport. The record is from RefSeq and is a predicted model, not a curated record. The coding region runs from base 1 to 633 and encodes 210 amino acids. NCBI's taxonomy places the organism in Eukaryota, Metazoa, Chordata, Actinopteri, Salmoniformes, Salmonidae.
AUGGUGUCAACCCAUAUUGACAGAGACAAAGUGUGGAGAGGAAGAAGUGGGAUAUUCAGUGACAGACGCAUCUACCCCCAGACACAGAGAGAGGAGGGGAAAGUUCCCACUCUCUCGACCCAUCUCAUCGUCAGGCUGGCUGGUGCAGCCACGGCUUUCACCUUCGCGGCCUUCUGCUACAUGCUCACCUUAGUGCUGUGUGCUGCACUCAUCUUCUUCGUCAUCUGGCAGAUUAUUGCGUUUGACGAGCUGCGCACAGACUUCAAGAACCCAAUCGAUCAGAGCAACCCUACCAGAGCGAGGGAAAGAAUUCUGAAUAUUGAAAGAAUCUGCAACUUGCUGCGGAAGCUGGUGGUGCCAGAAUACUCCAUCCAUGGGCUGUUCUGCCUGAUGUUCAUGUGUGCUGGAGAGUGGGUCACCCUGGGCCUAAACAUCCCCCUGCUCUUCUACCAUCUUUGGAGGUUUUUCCAUCGGCCAGCAGAUGGGUCAGAGGUCAUGUAUGAUCCUGUCAGUGUGAUGAAUGCUGACAUCCUGAACUACUGUCAGAAGGAGUCUUGGUGUAAGCUGGGCUUCUACCUGCUCUCCUUCUUCUACUACCUGUACAGUAUGGUCUAUGCCUUGGUGAGUUUCUAAAACACAGAAUAGAAGACCAAGAGGAGAUUGAAAGACAGAAAAAGAGAACGAGCAGGACCAAGACCGGGUGAUGUCACUCACCCCUCUUUCUCACCACCCAUUACGCCAUCAUCACAGACCAUGAUUUGCUCUCCUCAAAUCUUUGGAUGGAGGGACGAACCUUGGAGGACAUUGUGAGGAAAUAAGGCAAAGAGACGUUGUUGAGCUCAAGACUGCAAUCCAUCUAGAAGAGGAGGAGACAUGGAAGAGCCACAAAGGAGGAGGAAUGAAAUAAAGAAGGGAAAGAGAGAACACAUCUCAACUAGUAUACGUGUUGCCUUGAUCUGACCACAUCACUUCGCAGGUCGCCUCUGCUAUUCUUAGUGAUAGUCACUCAACUGUGAAUUUAUAAACUUUG